CGGGACACCGGGCUGCUGGGAGGAGGUUGGAGGUGGCUCGGGCCGGGCCGGGCCGGGCCAGGCCAAGGCCGGGGCCGGGCCGGGCCGGGCCGGGGACGAGGCGGAGAGCUACGGGGGAGGAGGUGGGCGGGCCUCUUCCCUUUGGGGUGUACAUCCGGGCCUGUCCGGGAGGCUCGCCGAGUCUUUAGGUGACAGAAGGCAGCCUCGUGCUGGCUCCGGGCCGCACACGGUAGCGGGGACCCUCCGGAGGCAGUGAUCCGGAGCAGAGGCGGGCCCGGGAUCCGCACCAAACGGAGAGAGGAGGGAGCCCCCAGCCCACGGGGAUCCACCCUCCAGGACGCAGGCACAGCGGAUUGCCUGGAGGAGCUGAGCCUUGAGGAGGCUCUUAGGGCUGGGGGCUCCAGUGCUUCCCAAACUGAGGGAGGAGAGGGCAUGUGGCAGUCUCGGAUUGGAGCCUGGAAUGGUACUUACCGAGGCCAAGAGGGCUUCCCCGAAGAGGUGGCAUAAGCUCUCGCCUUUGAGGGGAAAGCCCCAAGGGGUGCGGGUGCUGAGCCAUCUGUCCCGCUGGAGGAGGGGACUCAGGUCCCUGAGGACUCCCUGGAAAAGGCUGUCCAAGCUCACAGUGAAAAGGUGCCUGGUGAGAAGCGGCUCUGGGGGUGGGAGGGCAAAUUUAGGCAGUGCGGGGCCUUCAUGGCUUUGCAGCUGGUAAAGAGUCCCUGUGAAGGCUAAGUUAGCAAGUACUGCCCCAGCAGAGGGGACAAGGGGGGGGGCUGGGAAAGCUGAGGGACUGGAGGAGGCUCCAAGCUUCCAGCUGGGGUGAGGGGCUACUGGGGACUUUGGCCAGAGAAGGAAGAGAGAUCUUGAGUGCUAGGGAGGGGGGACUAGAGGGAAGGGAAACCCCAAGUGCUAAGAAGGAGGGAUCAGAGAGAAGGGAGACCCCAAGUACUAGAGGGGGAUGAGAGGGAAAGGAGAUCCUGAGUGCUAGGGAGGGGAAGAUGAGAGAGAAGGGAGACCCCUAGUGCUAAGAAGGAGAGAUCAGGGGGAAGGGAGAUCCCAGGUGCUAGGAAGGGGAGGAUGAGAGAGAAGGGAGACCCCUAGUGCUAACAAGGAGAGAUCAGGGGGAAGGGAGACCCCAGGUGCUAGGGAAGGGAGACCCUGAGUGCUAGGAAGGGGAGGAUGAGAGAGAAGGGAGACCCCUAGUGCUAAGAACGAGGGAUCAGGGAGAAGGGAGACCCCAAGUACUAGAGGGGGAUGAGAGGGAAAGGAGACCCUGAGUGCUAGGAAGGGGAGGAUGAGAGAGAAGGGAGACCCCUAGUGCUAAGAAGGAGGGAUCAGAGAGAAGGGAGACCCCAAGUACUAGAGGGGGAUGAGAGGGAAAGGAGACCCUGAGUGCUAGGAAGGGGAGGAUGAGAGAGAAGGGAGACCCCUAGUGCUAAGAACGAGGGAUCAGAGGGAAGGGGAAGAUGAGAGAGAAGGGAGACCCCUAGUGCUAAGAAGGAGGGAUCAGAGGGAAGGGGAAGAUGAGAGAGAAGGGAGACCCCUAGUGCUAAGAAGGAGGGAUCAGGGAGAAGGGAGACCCCAAGUACUAGAGGGGGAUGAGAGGGAAAGGAGACCCUGAGUGCUAGGGAGGGGAGGAUGAGAGAGAAGGGAGACCCCUAGUGCUAAGAAAGAGGGAUCAGAGAGAAGGGAGACCCCAAGUACUAGAGGGGGAUGAGAGGGAAAGGAGACCCUGAGUGCUAGGGAGGGGAGGAUGAGAGAGAAGGGAGACCCCUAGUGCUAAGAACGAGGGAUCAGAGGGAAGGGGAAGAUGAGAGAGAAGGGAGACCCCUAGUGCUAAGAAGGAACGAUCAGAGGGAAGGGAGAUCCCAGGUGCUAGGAAGGGGAGGAUGAGGGAGAAGGGAGACCCCUAGUGCUAAGAAAGAGGGAUCAGAGAGAAGGGAGACCCCAAGUACUAGAGGGGGAUGAGAGGGAAAGGAGACCCUGAGUGCUAGGGAGGGGAGGAUGAGAGAGAAGGGAGACCCCUAGUGCUAAGAAGGAGGGAUCAGAGGGAAGGGAGACCCCAAGUACUAGAGGGGGAUGAGAGGGAAAGGAGACCCUGAGUGCUAGGGAGGGGAGGAUGAGAGAGAAGGGAGACCCCUAGUGCUAAGAACGAGGGAUCAGAGAGAAGGGAGACCCCAAGUACUAGAGGGGGAUGAGAGGGAAAGGAGACCCUGAGUGCUAGGGAGGGGAGGAUGAGAGAGAAGGGAGACCCCUAGUGCUAAGAACGAGGGAUCAGAGGGAAGGGGAAGAUGAGAGAGAAGGGAGACCCCUAGUGCUAAGAAGGAACGAUCAGAGGGAAGGGAGAUCCCAGGUGCUAGGAAGGGGAGGAUGAGGGAGAAGGGAGACCCCUAGUGCUAAGGAGAGAUCAGAGGGAAGGGAGACCCCAGGUGCUAGGGAAGGGAGACCCUGAGUGCUAGGAAGGGGAGGAUGAGAGAGAAGGGAGACCCCUAGUGCUAAGAAGGAGGGAUCAGAGAGAAGGGAGACCCCAAGUACUAGAGGGGGAUGAGAGGGAAAGGAGACCCUGAGUGCUAGGGAGGGGAGGAUGAGAGAGAAGGGAGACCCCUAGUGCUAAGAAGGAGGGAUCAGAGGGAAGGGAGACCCCAGGUGCUAGGGAAGAGAGACCCUGAGUGCUAGGAAGGGGAGGAUGAGAGAGAAGGGAGACCCCUAGUGCUAAGAAGGAGGGAUCAGAGGGAAGGGCGACCCCAGGUGCUAGGGAAGGGGAAGAUGAGAGAGAAGGGAGACCCCUAGUGCUAAGAAGGAAGGAUCAGAGGGAAGGGAGACCCCAGGUGCUAGGGAAGGGAGACCCUGAGUGCUAGGAAGGGGAGGAUGAGAGAGAAGGGAGACCCCUAGUGCUAAGAAGGAGGGAUCAGAGAGAAGGGAGACCCCAAGUACUAGAGCGGGAUGAGAGGGAAAGGAGACCCUGAGUGCUAGGGAGGGGAGGAUGAGAGAGAAGGGAGACCCCUAGUGCUAAGAAGGAGGGAUCAGAGAGAAGGGAGACCCCAGGUGCUAGGGAAGGGAGACCCUGAGUGCUAGGAAGGGGAGGAUGAGAGAGAAGGGAGACCCCUAGUGCUAAGAAGGAGGGAUCAGAGGGAAGGGAGACCCCAGGUGCUAGGGAAGGGGAAGAUGAGAGAGAAGGGAGACCCCUAGUGCUAGGGAAGGGAGACCCUGAGUGUUACGAAGGGGAGGAUGAGAGAGAAGGGAGACCCCUAGUGCUAAGAAGGAGGGAUCAGAGGGAAGGGAGACCCCAAGUGCUAGGGAAGGGAGACCCUGAGUGCUAGGGAAGGGAAGAUGAGAGAGAAGGGAGACCCCAAAUACUAGAGGGGGAUGAGAGGGAAGGGAGACCCCAAGUGCUAAGAAGGGGGGAUCAGAGAGAAGGGAGACCCCAAGUGCUAGGGAAGUUGAAGGAAGCCUAGGCAGUCACUAGGCUUGCACCCUUAUUCCACAAGCUGGAUCAUGGACCAGUACAGCAUCCUGGGCCGGAUAGGUGAAGGGGCCCAUGGCAUCGUGUUCAAGGCCAAGCAUGUGGAGACGGGGGAGACGGUGGCUCUGAAGAAGGUUGCCUUGCGACGGCUGGAGGACGGCAUUCCCAACCAGGCCCUGCGGGAGAUCAAGGCCCUCCAGGAGAUUGAGGACAACCAGUAUGUGGUGAAGUUGAAGGCUGUGUUCCCGCAUGGAGCAGGCUUCGUCCUGGCUUUUGAGUUCAUGCUCUCUGACCUGUCUGAGGUCAUCCGGCAUGGGAAGCGGCCUCUGGCCCCAGCUCAGGUUAAAGCGUACAUGCAAAUGCUGCUCAAGGGUGUAGCCUUCUGCCACGCCAACAACAUUGUACACCGGGACCUGAAGCCAGCCAACCUGCUCCUCAGCUCCUCGGGUCAGCUGAAGAUUGCCGACUUUGGCCUUGCUCGUGUUUUCUCCCACAAGGGUGACCGACUUUAUAGCCACCAGGUGGCCACGAGGUGGUAUCGGGCUCCAGAACUUCUGUACGGAGCCAGGCAGUAUGAUGAGGGUGUGGACCUAUGGGCCGUGGGCUGCAUCUUCGGGGAGCUCCUGAACAACUCCCCUCUUUUCCCCGGGGAGAAUGACAUCGAACAGCUGUGCUGUGUCCUGCGGGUCCUCGGGACCCCCAGCCCUCGGGUGUGGCCAGGGAUCACCGAGCUCCCAGAUUACAACAAGAUCUCAUUCAAGGAGCAGCUGCCCCUGCCCCUGCGCGAGGUGCUGCCCGACGCCUCCUACGAAGCCCUCCAGCUCCUGAGUCGCUUUCUUGUCUACCCCCCUCGAAGUCGGAUCCAGGCCGAUCAGGCCCUGCUACAUGAGUACUUCUUCAGAGCCCCGCUGCCAGCCCACCCCUCAGAGCUGCCCAUUCCACAGCGUGGGGGGGGGCCUGGCCCCAAGGCCCGACCAGGCCCUCCUCAUGUCCACGACUUCAGGGUAGAGCAGCCCCUGGCUGAGUCGUUGCCAGAUCCGGAGCUGAUUCGGCCCUACCUCCCGGAGGGAUGAGCCUCCCACUGCCCUGGCCUCCACCCAGCUCUGCCUGGCCCCAAGAGAUUGCCUUAUCUGGGCACUCCCAGCUGCUCCCCCUGGCUUUCCUGCGGCCAGGGUGGGAGGGGACUCAGGCGUCCGGCUUCCCUCCCUCUGGAGGUUCAGGAGAACGGACUUCUAACCUUGGCUGUGCCUCAGUUUCCCUGAUAACAAUAAACACUACAUUGGACUCCAAA
This is a messenger RNA of Antechinus flavipes (yellow-footed antechinus), 4751 nucleotides long. It is a transcript of the gene CDK20, whose product is annotated as cyclin dependent kinase 20. The coding region runs from base 3493 to 4533 and encodes 346 amino acids. Gene Ontology annotation, cellular component: nucleus. The transcript is spliced from 10 exons. The record is from RefSeq and is a predicted model, not a curated record. Gene Ontology annotation, biological process: protein phosphorylation. Lineage: Eukaryota; Metazoa; Chordata; Mammalia; Dasyuromorphia; Dasyuridae. Gene Ontology annotation, molecular function: ATP binding; cyclin-dependent protein serine/threonine kinase activity.